UCAAACUUCACGUUAAAUUACUCGCCGGCUUGUGAAUGUAGUCUCGCUUCUCUCAAUUGUUUGUGGGCAGUUUUCCUCUUAAACAAGCGAGCGGACCAGCAGUAACCGUAGCGCUAACACCACGGUCCGUCACACCGCCCAGUCCAUGAGCCGCAGUCGGAACCCCCCUCCCCGGGGUCAAGGGGCGGCGCGAGCCAAACAGAUGGGGCUGCUCCUUGACCUGUCCCCCGGUGGAGGGAUGGAUGAUGAGGGAAAUGAUGAAGAGCUGGAGGCAGAGCUUCUGAAUCUGGUAGGAGGAGGUGGAGGGAGAUCCCAAGGGAAGAAAGGUGACGGCAGAGCUCCGGUUCCCAUGGCUGAUAUAGAGCGAAUGGCAGCGCUUUGUAUGAAAAACCUGGAUGAUGAGGAAAUGGGAGAUGAAGAUCUGGAGGAUGAUGAAGACUUGCUGGCAGAACUGAAUGAGGUUUUAGAGGAUGAGGAACAAACUCCUCCUCCCACCCCUCCAGCCAUCACACCGACUGUACCCAAAGUGAGGGUCAUAUCCCACUCAUCUCUGCCUGCUGCUCCCGGUGGUGCAACGGAGUUGGAGUCUCUCCUCCUGGAGCGCAUUGAGAUGUAUAAAGCGGCAAUUUCAAAUGCUAAGGCUGCAGGGGACGCAAGCAAAGUUCGAAGAUAUGACCGUGGGUCAAAGACACUGCAGUUCAUGUUGACAUCUGUCAGGAAAGGGCAGCCAGUCAACAAGGAGGAGAUCCCGCCUCCAGUUGCUCUGGGUGGAAAGCCCAGCAUCACAGACGAUUCUGAAUCGAUCAGAGAGGAGCGAGAGCUGCCGGGCCCCACGCUCAUGCCCUCUCCUCCCACGAACCAGAAACCUCUAAGAGAGGCUGCGCCGGCAGCUCCUAAUAUGAAGCCACUCCAUCUGACCGUGCCCCCAAAGCCUACUGCUGCCUUAACCCCUGGAACACCGGUUAUGUCUCCCCUCACCCCCGGCCACCCCAACCCACAGCACUCCGAGCUGAAACAGGCAGUGUUAUCCAGACAGAGAGAGUAUAAGAUUGCUGCUAUGCACGCCAAACAGAACUCCGACAUAGACCGGGCAAAACAGCACUACCUCACUGCCAAGAAGCUGGACAUACUGGUGGAGGCACUGGACAGAGACGAACCCGUCGACCUGCGCUUACUACCUCUUCCUCCUGGGGACGUAGUAGCAGAACAUUGUGCACCUCCUCCUCCUCAGUCUUCCUCCAACCCUGCUGCCCCCGCUGCACCUGCACCCACCCUGGAGGCCGCUGCCAACCGCCCUGCUCCCAGCACUUUGGCAGAAGCCCUGCAGCAGAGGAUGGACACUUACAAGUCAGCUGCAGAGGGAGCCAAGAGCAAAGGAGAUGAUCGUAAGGCUCGCAUGCACCAGCGCAUUGUCAAGCAAUACCAGGAUGCCAUUAGAGCUCACAAAGCUGGACGACCUGUCGACCUGUCCGAACUACCUGUGCCGCCAGGUUGUCCUCCACUUCAGGGCUCAGAGGGGGGUCAGCAGAACUUCAUGGGUGUCCUGGAGACGGCCAUGAAAAUAGCUAAUCAGGACGCAGCCGCCGAAGAUGAAGAAGAGGAUGAACAAAACGAAGCUGCCAAGCCUGCAGUGCGCCCACCUGCCCAGAAAGCCAAGUCUCCAGCUCCUCAGGCCCCUGGAGGCUCCUCGGCUCUGAAAUUGGGCCCUAGAGCCCAGCACCAAUUGGAUUUCCUGUUGCUAAGGCGACAGGCUUUUAUGCGUGCUGCGCUGCGCUCAAAACAGAUGAAGGACAUGACCGGAGCAGCGCAGCACCUCCGUCACGCCAAGGGACUGGAACACAUGGUCACUGCUGCCAAGUCUGGCCUACCUGUUGAUAUCACAAAGAUUCCCAGUGCUCCAGUCAGCGAGGAGGACUACUCCCUGGCUCGCUCUCGGACCUCCCCUCUCUCCUCUCGCUCCAGUGAACAGUACCAUGGCCUCAUGGAUCUUCUGCGGAAGCAGCAUGAGAAAUGUUUGGGGUACUCUCAACAGCUCAUCCUUUUGGGCAACGUGGCUGAGGCUCUGAAGUUUGAGAAGCUGGUCGAAGAGUGUAUGAAGAACAUCGACAUGCUAAAGAACGCCCAUGCCAAGGGCCACCCAGUCCCCAAGUGCCGCACCGAGGAGAGGACAAUGAACACCGUCAAGAUCCACAACAGCCUGACACCAAAUGAGCUGAUGCUGUACAUCAUCAAAGGCAUCAACCUACCAUGUCCCACGGGUGUCUCACCCAACGAUCUGGAUUCCACUGUGAAGUUUGAGUUUCCUUUUCCUAAUGCGGAGGAAGCUCAGAGGGACAAAACGGGCACUGUAAAGAGCACCAACAACCCUGAGUUUAAAGAGACUUUCAAACUCCACAUCAACCGCGCCAACCGAGGCCUCAAACGAGUCUUCCAGUCCAAAGGCAUCAAGUUUGAAAUCGUCCACAAGGGAGGCCUGUUUAAGACCGACAAAGUUGUGGGUACUGCUCAGCUGAAACUAGAGUCCUUGGAAAACCAGUGUGACGUUAGGGAAAUAAUAGACGUCAUGGAUGGACGGAAAGCUACCGGUGGCAAGUUGGAGGUGAAGGUGACAAUCAGAGAGCCUUUAACGGGAGCCGAUCUCCAGGCGGUGACGGAGAAAUGGCUGGUUCUUGAUCCGGUGUCCUCUCUUCCUCCUCCAGAAAGACAAAAGGAUCGGGCUCCAUCUCCUCGAUCUAAACCCAAACAUGAAGCGACCAGCAGACAGGAAGCGACCAGCAAACAUGAAGCGAGCAGCAGACAGGAAGCAAGCAGCAAACAUGAAGCGAGCAGCAGGAGCAGUCAUUCCAGCAGCUCUCCUCCACAGUACAAACUCCACAGCUUCAGCCUCCUCAACUAUGACAAGGAGCGGCUGGAGAGAAAGAUCGCAGAGUAUCGAAAGGCGCAGCGGCCUCCCCCGUCUGACCUUGUCCUGCAACACAAGGAGGUCACGCACAGGCUGCAGUGGCAGAAAGCGCAGCUGGAGCAAGGCUCCUCUAGUCUACUCACCGAGUAUGAAAAUGUCCUGCGGCGCUGCGUCCUGGGGUACUCCGACUCUGUGAAGAAACACUCCAGCCAAGGCAACAAGGACGCUGCCAAGGACGCGCUUGGCAGGUUCAAGAUGGUAGAGGCUGAGCUGGAAUCGCUCCUGAGGAAACGCACAGGAUGAGAGGAGAGUAAAGGAGUAGAGACCUGGCUUUAGUACUGUUAUAUCAUGUAUCGCUAUCACACACUCACAUACAAACACUACAUCGGGGACUUUAAGCAUAUUUAGCAGGAUUCUACGAUCCUCUUUUUUUUUUCAUCAAAACUGCACGUAAAACCAACCGGAUAAAUCUGUCAAUUGAUCUUAUCAUUAUGUGUCACUUUGUGGUCCCCUGCAACAAAGCAUCAUAAUAUGUUAUACAUGGAUGGAUUGUGCUUAUUUGCAUUUACACAGUAGUGAAAGCUGCUUCUGAGGCACACUUUAACAUACCUUACCUACGCCACAAUCUUUACUUUGAGAAUUAGUGCCGAAGAUUUAUGAGUUUUACAUUUGGCACCAGGUCUGAGUCAGUAGAUGUGUGCGUGUGUGUGCGCGUGUUCCUAAGUGUGUUUAACCAAUAGAGACGGGAGUUUUUAACCCCUCUUCCAUAUUUUAUGUGUGUAAUGAGCUUAAUCUAAUCUGUCUUCUCCAGUGUUCCCAGAUUACUGUAAUCUGCUCCGUUUGGAGUGGUGUGAUAUGGGAAUUUAAAAAACGGGGCUUCGGGGCGCCCCAGCCUACAUCCCAUAAUGAGGGAUUAGUGUUUGUGUCACCAAGGAGACGACUAGAUCAGACGUAGUCGCCUUUGGGGCUGGGGAGAGAGUGUGUUAACUGCGUGGCAUGAUUGUGGUAGAAGCUUAGCUCUGCAAAAGGAUUUCUUCUUCUUCUUCUUCUGCAUUUUCUUCUUCUUCUGCAUCUUUAUCAGCUGUUUUUCUUUGUUGUCUUCUUCACUUCCUUCCCAGUAAUUCCUUUGCGUGUAUUCAGAGAGAAUUCAUAAUGAUGAGUAACAGGCGUUUCUACUUCUUUAAAUACUAAAACAAUAUUAAGCUCAUUAUGCUGUCACUUUAAAAAAAAAAAAGAUUAUCAGCUGCUGUGUCCGCUUGCUGCUUUUUUGCACAUUUUGGCAGUUUACAAAACCAGAAUCUGUCCCGCUGAGUUCUCCAGUAGCAGCACAGUGGGGGCCGGAUAGUCAGCCCAAAGGAAGAGAACCCAACAUGUGCCAGUGAGGCUAGCUAAUUGCUCAUUUCUAUUUGUGUCACUCCGCAGACAUCCCUGUCCUAGGCAUCCCUGAUAUUCCUUUCUACUUUACACACUUACUUUGACCAUCAAGUCAAGGGUACAAAACCCCGAACAAUCCUCUAAAACUUCACAAGGAGUGUGAAAAAUGCAGAGGUCUUUAUUAAAUCAUAAAAUUAAUCAUUUUGCCACAACUAGUUGUACAACAUUAUGGAUUCACUAUUCUGUUCAGUACAUUGGAUCAAUGUUUCGCAUAUGUGUGUUGAUCCUCAUUGAUUGUAUGCAGCCAGAGAAGUAGCAGACCACUUUAAAUGAGCUUCGGUCAAUGUUUUUCAUUUGAAUCUUCAAUGUGGAGGAUGUCUGUUAACUGUGCUAACAGUUUUUUUGUCAUGUGACACCGCAAAGAAUCAUGUGUUUGUCCUAAUCCACCCACUGCCUCACCACAUUAGCAAAUAAUCCUGGUUAAAGUUGACCUCAUAAGGCCCUCCACAAUCUGUUUUGAUAUUUAUGUGACAUCCCUUCCCCCUCAUUCUUUUUAAUCUAUUGGGAGAUGGAUAUCUUCUGAGUCUUUAUAAGUUGUAGGUUGUGGUGCUUUUGAUCAGCUGAUCUUCAUUUAGAUGGAAAGGGCAAUGGAAGCUCCAAUGACUGCUUAUAUCGACAUGAUAACCUUUUAGUUUGAUUUAUAGUGGAUCUUAAAUGAUUAUUUUAUUUUGUGUGUGCGUGUAAUUGCGCAUGCAUAUGUGCAACUUUACCUCCUUAACUACAAAUCUUGGACACAAAACAUUUUGGCUGACAAUUUAAAAAUGUAUGCAGCACAGUUUUGCUUUCUAUGUGUUUUACUGAUUGUUCCAGGCAGACAAUAGUUUCAGUGCACAAAGAUUUAAACACUUUGCGUUUUGCAGUUUGAAUGGAUUUUUAUUUAAAAGCUUUGCAUUAACGAUGAUAAUUAGGUUGAUAUAAGUUUGACAAAUUUGAUUUACAAACUCAAGCACAUUUAGAGAUUCUGCUUAUGAGUUUUCAGACUUAUGAGACAAAUAAAUGGAAACCAAGGCCUGAAUUAGACAUUUAAGUAAAGGCCCAAAAAACAAAAAAUAAGACUAAGAAUAAGACAAUGUCCUAAAACCUAAGGCUUUUGAUGUCUUGUUAUGUCAGACUUGCUUUCCAGAACCCAGAGAUAUUCGGUGUGCUAAUGGUUAAGACAGAGAAAAGCAACACAUUCCCAAACCUCAGUUGGAUAAAGGGAAUGUUUAUUGUGUAGGACUUUUUAAAAUUCAUUAAAAGAUUGUAUCAUUAAAUGGGAUAAUCAUGCUUCAGAUAUUUAAAAAAAACUUGAUUCAACCUACAACACUAACCGUUUUUUGUAUUCUGAAGAACGAGCAUUGCUGCAAACUAUAUGUGCUUUGAAUGUGUUUAAAAUAUGGAAAACACGACUAGUUUGGUCUGUAACCCUUUUUUAAUUCCAAAGCCAUGGAAAGAAUAUUUAGAUCUGGCUGCAGCACUCACAUGAUUGAACACCAUUAACCCCCCACCCAGAGACACUGCAAGUCAGUAGCAGCAGCAGCUCCUUUCUUUAACUCCAAAACCUUUAACCUCAUUUCACCUCAGACACACAAACACUGCUGCCACAUCACCCCACUGCUCGGGUAACCCCAUGGCCUCUGAGGCUGUCCUGUUGUCAUGCCAACAGGCUCAUCAGCAUUUGAUAGUCUGAUGCUCAGGACCUGGGGAGAUGGACAUAUUGUUGAAGUUUGUCCUGCUGGUGACUCAUGUUCCUUUCUUGCAUUUACAAGAUAACACACACACGCACACACAUGUCAUAUUUACUUUUUUAAGGAUAAAUUUGUCUUUUUUUGAUCUGUCAUCUGUCCACUACAUUUAAAAAAGAGACAUUUUGCUUUGUCGUUAUUGUAAAUGUCUCCUGAUCGGCUGCAGUAAAUGUAAUCAUCUGGGCUUGGGAACUUGUGUUUCUUCUGUUAAGUCUUUUUAGGGCAAUCAAUAUAAAGGCAAUAUUUGUAUACAGUAAAUAUACAGCAUAAUAUGCUCUGUCUCUAUUUUUCAGUUAAAGUUGUGAUGACUUGUGCAGCUCAAACGGGGAAAUGUGCGAAGGCCUGAUGAUUAAGUCUGUAUUCGGUUGUUGUUUAAAUGAAUAAAAUGGUGGAAUAGUA
Pungitius pungitius (ninespine stickleback) is the source of this 6459-nucleotide messenger RNA. RefSeq names its product coiled-coil and C2 domain containing 1A (gene cc2d1a). Lineage: Eukaryota; Metazoa; Chordata; Actinopteri; Perciformes; Gasterosteidae. The record is from RefSeq and is a predicted model, not a curated record. The transcript is spliced from 28 exons. Gene Ontology annotation, molecular function: DNA-binding transcription repressor activity, RNA polymerase II-specific; RNA polymerase II cis-regulatory region sequence-specific DNA binding. Bases 146 to 3205 code for a protein of 1019 amino acids. Gene Ontology annotation, biological process: regulation of transcription by RNA polymerase II. Gene Ontology annotation, cellular component: nucleus.